AUGAGGAAGGCAAUUAAGUUCCAAGAGGGAGAUUAUGUGUUCCUGAGAGUUACUUCGGUAACUAGCGUUGGCUGUGUGUUGAAGUCUAAGAAGCUUGUGUUGCAUUUCAUUGGUCUAUUUCAGAUUCUUCAGAUGAGGAAGUACAUUCUUGAUCUGACUCAUGUGAUCCAGUUCGAUGGUGUGCAAGUUAGAGAGAACUUGACAGUUGAGACUUUGCCGUUGAGGAUUGAGGAUCGUGAAGUGAAGCACUUACGAGGCAAGGAGAUCGCUUCAGUGAAGGUUGUUUGGGGAGGUCCUGUUGGUGGCAGUGUGACAUGGGAGCUCAAGAGUAGGAUGAUAGAGUCUUUUCCAGAGCUUUUCCUAUCAGAUUUAUUUAAUUAA
Molecule: messenger RNA, 381 nt
Organism: Lathyrus oleraceus (garden pea)
Lineage: Eukaryota; Viridiplantae; Streptophyta; Magnoliopsida; Fabales; Fabaceae
Exons: 3
Coding region: 1-381 (126 amino acids)
Source: RefSeq, a predicted model, not a curated record